Molecule: messenger RNA, 851 nt
Organism: Stegodyphus dumicola
Lineage: Eukaryota; Metazoa; Arthropoda; Arachnida; Araneae; Eresidae
Product: cartilage oligomeric matrix protein-like
Biological process (GO): cell adhesion
Cellular component (GO): extracellular region
Molecular function (GO): calcium ion binding
Source: RefSeq, a predicted model, not a curated record
UUUGCCUCGAUAUUAAUGAGUGCGAUGAUGGUAGAAAUGGCGGCUGUGUUGAAAAUUCGCAAUGCGUCAAUACUAUGGGAUCUUUUACCUGUGGAGAAUGCAUUGAAGGUUUCGUUGGCAAUCAAACGUUCGGAUGUCAUCCUCAUCCAGGUAUGUGUCCCGAUGGAAUCGUUUGUGAUGGAAAUGCAGACUGUGAGCUACGAAGAGGUCUUUCGCAAUACCAAUGCAGGUGCAGAGUUGGAUGGGCUGGUGAUGGAAAGAUCUGUGGUCCUGAUCGAGAUCUUGAUGGAUGGCCUGACGUGGAACUGGCGUGUUCUGAUCCGAGAUGCAAAGCAGACAACUGCCCUGAUAUUCCGAACAGUGGUCAAGAAGAUGCAGACAGAGAUGGUAUUGGGGAUGCUUGUGAUGAAGAUGCAGAUAACGACGGAAUCGUCAAUAAUCCGGACAACUGUCCACUCGUCCCUAAUCCAAAUCAAGAAGAUAAUGACGUCGAUGGGCCAGACAGAUUAGGAGAUGUUUGCGAUAACUGUCCUACUGUGCCGAAUCCAGACCAGUUGGACUCUGAUGGAGAUGGUGUAGGUGACGCUUGUGAUGAUGACGGAGAUGACGACGGAAUUCCGACUGCAGUCGAUAAUUGUCCGCAUAUUGCCAAUGGUGAUCAACAGGAUUCCGAUGACGAUGGUGUUGGUGAUGCUUGUGACAACUGCCCUUCAGUUGCCAAUCCCUCUCAGGUAUGUUGGAUAUUCGAAUAUUUUAAUUAUAAACCUAGAAUGAGAUUUCCCCUUAAGGCUUCUUUCAGGCGAUUGUUUGUAGUCAUAAAGCUCGGCAGUUUAAGGCACAAAAGUCAUUAA